UUCGGUCCACUUGUCGUUACAAUGGAGACACCAAGGAUUGCAGCCUCAGAGAUACCACAUUGUUCGUUGGAACCACGGCAAACGUUACAUGUGCUCCCAGUUACAAACCAAGGGGUCCGGUUUCCUGGCAAACUCGAACCUGCAUUGAGGUUCCAAGUGCCAAAUCACCAGUUUGGAGUAUGGAGAGCAAAAUAAAUCGCCUUGAAUGUAUUCCCGAAUGCGGCAUUAUAUUGCCAGCUGUGAAGGAUAUUCCUUGGAUUGUCAGCCUAUUCACCAAUGGCAUUAACAUGUCGAAUUUUAUCUUCAGAUGUCUAGGCAACAUAGUCAGUUCUUACUCGAUCCUUGUCGAAAAACAAUGCAUUGAUACUGACGAUGUGAUGAGAUAUUCCAUUGUUAUAGGCGAGCACAAAGUUGCCUUUAAUGAUUAUGAUGCUAGCCCAUAUAGGGUACGGUUUAUAGAAAGCAUAUAUAAAAGCCGACAUAACGCCCUCUUGAGCAUUGCUGAUCCUUUUAUAUUCUCUCCAUUGGUGCGACCGAUUUGCAUACCUCCAAUUCGUCAAUGGUAUGCCCUAUCCUCAAACUCAACAGCCUACACUUAUGAAAAGCUCAUCAAAAUUAACUAUCUCAUCAACAUCGAAGAUGAUAUACGCCAAGAAAUCAAUCUUGUUCAACAACACAAUAGAUUGAACAUAAGAGAUAUGUAAAGGAAAAAUAAGAGACAUAAAGGAAAAACAAAUUUUAUAUAUCC
This is a messenger RNA of Drosophila eugracilis, 748 nucleotides long. RefSeq lists its product as uncharacterized. The transcript has 2 exons. Bases 180 to 704 code for a protein of 174 amino acids. The record is from RefSeq and is a predicted model, not a curated record. Lineage: Eukaryota; Metazoa; Arthropoda; Insecta; Diptera; Drosophilidae.